Molecule: messenger RNA, 6467 nt
Organism: Bufo gargarizans (Asiatic toad)
Lineage: Eukaryota; Metazoa; Chordata; Amphibia; Anura; Bufonidae
Gene: PSKH1
Product: protein serine kinase H1
Exons: 4
Coding region: 300-1550 (416 amino acids)
Biological process (GO): protein phosphorylation
Molecular function (GO): protein kinase activity; ATP binding
Source: RefSeq, a predicted model, not a curated record
CCGCGGCGUCUUGUGAGGGCUCCUGUGUUUAUCUCUGGGCUUCAUGGAGCUGUACGUGCGCGGUGUGACGGUGAGGAGGGGGUAGACGGCGAGGCCCGCUUCACAGCCUGCUAGUGGCCGCACCUGUGGGCAGGUCAUGUCGGGGGGCACUAGGGUCCCAGUUAUCCCAAACAUGAGGCGUUUGGACAAGGUUGGUCAUUUCUACAGCCUGAGAUGUGAAAGGUGCAGUUGAUGCAAGUACAUCAGUUCAUUCAUAUUUUCAUACACCAUGCCACAUGGAAGACUGAGUUUUUCCCGUGAUGGGCUGUGGGACAAGCAAAGUGCUUCCCGAACCUCCAAAGAACAUCCAGUUGGAUUUAGUCAAAAAAGUCGAACCAUUCCUAGCCCCAAAGAAUGACCAAUACAAGCAUUUCAUUACAGACCAUGGGCGAAUUGACGCUAAAGGGGCCUCCCCGGCUCCUCCGUACGCAAAUGGCCACCCACACAGUCACUCUGAGACCGCUGAUCCCCGGAGACACAAAGUAGCGAAGUACAGAGCUAAGUUUGAUCCACGAGUAACCGCAAAAUAUGACAUUAAAGCCCUCAUUGGUCGGGGAAGCUUCAGCCGUGUGGUAAGAGUGGAGCACAAGGCCUCCAAGCAGCCGUACGCUAUUAAAAUGAUUGAAACAAAAUACAGAGAGGGCAGGGAGGUCUGCGAGUCUGAACUUAGUGUCCUGAGGAGAGUGCGACAUACAAAUAUCAUCCAGCUUAUUGAAGUCUUUGAGACACAGGAAAGAGUCUAUAUGGUCAUGGAACUGGCAACAGGGGGCGAACUUUUUGACCGAAUUAUCGCCAAGGGUUCCUUCACGGAGAGGGACGCCACUCAUGUACUGCAGAUGGUAUUGGAAGGGGUGAAAUAUUUGCACACUCUUGGGAUCACACACAGAGACCUGAAACCAGAAAAUCUGCUGUAUUAUCACCCAGGGACAGACUCCAAAAUUAUGAUCACAGAUUUUGGUCUUGCAAGUGCUCGAAAAAAAGGGGAUGACUGCUUGAUGAAGACUACCUGUGGAACCCCGGAAUACAUCGCCCCGGAAAUUCUCGUAAGGAAACCGUAUACAAACUCUGUGGACAUGUGGGCACUAGGAGUCAUAUCCUAUAUUCUGUUGAGUGGCACUAUGCCGUUUGAGGAUGACAAUAGAACACGUCUGUACCGCCAGAUUUUAAAGGGAAAAUACAGCUACUCUGGUGAGCCAUGGCCUAGUGUUUCAAAUCUGGCAAAAGACUUUAUUGACCGUCUGCUUAUGGUGGAGCCAUCUGAGAGAAUGACUGCGACCCAGGCACUUAAACAUCCCUGGGUAGUAAGUAUGGCGGCAUCUUCCUCUAUGAAAAAUCUGCACAGGUCCAUCUCUCAAAACCUCCUCAAGCGCGCUUCAUCCCGCUGUCAGAGUACAAAGUCUGCACAGUCUGUUCGUUCCAGUCGAUCCACGAAGUCAACAAAGUCUCGGCGCGUGAGAGAACGAGAAUUGCGAGAACUCAAUCUGCGCUACCAGCAGCACUACUAUGGCUGAGCACAUGGUGCAAAAGUUACAGUGGAAUUUCCAGUGCCUUUUUUAUUUUUUUUGUGGACCAAAUGUUCCUGAACGUGCCCCAGUAUAUUGCUUCUUAACAUCAGAGCUGUGCAGGAAAAUAUAGUUCACAGGCUGCAUCUCUUAACCUGUUACACCUCCGAAAUCUCCCGAAAAUAUGGCCUUCAAAAGUUGGGCGUCUGCAGUAAGUAUUUCGGUACUGUGGCUACCAAGUUCCUGGAGCACUUGCUCUGUCAAGCAUCAUGUAAUGAAUGUUUAAAGAAACAUUUGAGCAGCCAGUUGUGAAUUUUUGAAUCAAAGCAUUUCUUCUGGAGCUCUGCCAGUGUCAAAAACCAACAUAAUAUUAGUCCUCCGCAGUAAAUGAAGUAGACUACACCACUUUUCCGCCAUGUUAACAUCUAUCAGUUGUACGGUCAGUUUGGUGGAAAGGAAAGAUCUGUCAGUUCUCUCGUAGAAAUUCUAUCAAAUGCUUGACAGGCAUUUUAAAAAAGUAGUCCUAGAUUUCGAUACUGAUGGCUUAUAGGUCCUUCCGUAUCUGAUUGGUGGGGGUAUGACUCCCGGCACCCCUGCUGAUCAGCUGUAUGAAGAGGUGUGGUGUUUCAGUGAGCAGAAUGGUCUCUUCCUAGGCCAGUGACGUCACGCUCAUUGGUCACCCGGCCUAGACACCGCUCAGUCCUAUUCAGUUGUUAUGCAGUGUGUGCUUGGUGUGAUCAGUCAGCAGUGCUCACUGGAGUGCCACCACCUCUUGGAAACAUCUGAUCAUCAGGGGUGUUAGGAGUCAGGUCCCCGCCAAUCGGAUACUGAUAUCCUCUUGUGAAGAUACACUAUCAAAAUGUUGGACAACCCCUUUUAAUAAAGUCUAUUUUCACAUCAUUUCUGUGCCGUUUGUAAAAUCCGGACCAAAGAGAAAUUUUGUAUAAACUAUGCAAAGAAAAAACAAUGCUGCAGACUGCAUACUUUUUAGCCAUUUCUAUAAAACACCACAGAGCUGUUUUACUUGUGUAUUAUACGUUUCAGUUCAUUUUUAUGUUUUUUGUUUGUUUUUUCUUCCCCAUUUAAUGUGGUCAUGUACAAAAUACUGAACCGUUUUCUGCCAGUUUACCCUUUUUGAUUCAGGAGAUCGUCUAGAUUUGCUGGAACUGGACAACAGAAUUUUUAUUACAGUAUCUGUAACAUUAUUUUGCCACUAUUAUUGACCUGGAAGUUUUGGAUGAGUUGGAUUUAAAGAAGUUUUGGGGAUUUUGAUUACCACAUCAGGUUAUGCCUCGUUCACACGUGUUGCAUCUGUGUGUCAUCCGUUUUUGACUGAUGCUGCCCAACUGAAAAUGAAUUUCCAUAGCAGCUCCUUACCAGCAGUCCGUGAAAAAGGGAUGCAACAUGGAUGCCAUCCAUAUUGUGCCCGUGAUUUUCAAUGGACGUGUUUGGUCCACAUCACGGACCAAUGCAGUGCAUGUUUCAGUCAUUUAUUUUCUCACUGACCCUCAGUCAGUAAAAAAAUACUGUUGUGUGUGUGUGAACAAACUUUGAAAAUGUGAACGAGGCCUUAAAAGCUGUUUUACACGGGGCAAUGAUCAACCAAACUUUCUCUCCUGACAAUUGCCCGGUUUAGGCAUACCCUCAGAUCAGCGUCCAGAUAAGCAAAUGUUUGUGGUUGAUUGCAUCUUUUAUGCGGCAAAAAAAUAAUCUUUUGCCUGCAGAACGUCGCCUCAUGAAAACAGGAGAUGUGCUGCCAGAAAUCUGCAAACCAUGACCAAUCAACAAACGUAUUAGCAGUAGGAUGAUGGUGCAAGUGAUCGGCGUGCCAUUUUGUCAAUUAGCUUGUUUCCUGCCAGAUAAUCGGCCCAUGUAAAAGGACUGUAAAAGCGUUCCUGUCACAGUAUACAUGCUGUCUGAUCUGCAGGAGCACGUUGUAGAGCACAUGAUCUAAACAGAUUGAUAAACUGAUGAUCCAGAAAUUUAAGAUAAAUCCACUUGUUUUCAAUUUGGAGUUUAGAGUCGCCAUACUUUGACAUCAUUUUACUUAAUAGAGAAUGAUGUAACUAGCAAAUUUUCAAAAAAACGUCAUUUAAAAAAAUAUUCCUGCAUCAACCUAAAAAAAACUGUAAAGUCAACUUAAAGUCAAACUUCCAUGUCAUUUGAAGUCCACUGCCAGUUUUUUGGGAAGAUCAAUCCCUAGUAAAAGAGACCUAGAAGACAGCUCACAGGAAAUAGGGUCUUGUCAAAGCUAGCCGAGAUCCUGAGCCUGAUUAAAACUGCUUCUUCACCGCUUUUAAAGGGAACCUGUCACCUCCGAAAUGCAUGUAAACCCGCCAGCAGGACCUCAGGGUAGCUCGCAGUGUGAUACUAAUCAUACUUUUCAUCCUGCAGUCCGGUGCUGCAUAAGGACAUGGGAUCGCGCAGUAAAACAGAGGGCACCGCACAUGCGUGAGACUUGGGAAAGCAAAGCCGAAUUGCAGGCUGUCACUCAAAGGCAAAUGGGGGCAGUGGUUACCUUGACUUGAAGCAUAGAGGCCGCUGCCCCGUUGACUUCAAGCUGACAUGCAAAUUAGCACGGACAGAGGAUAAAAGAUAGUUUUCUGACCUUAUGCAGCAUCGGGCUGCAGGAUGACGAGUAUGAUUAGUAUCACACUGCGGGCUACCCUGAGGUACUGCUGGCGGGUUUACAUGCAUUUAGGAGGUGACUGGUUCCCUUUAAUGAUUAUAAGAACCCCCUGUGUGUCUCCAAGCGGGAUUUCCCCCUACUUAUCUGUUCUGUGAGUGCCACAGCAGGCAGUCACAACAGUACAGUGCUGACAGAUUCUACAAAAGGGAUACACCCCCUGCUUCUGAAUGAAAUGCAUAUAGUUGUGCAGCUGAAACAGAUAAUAUAGGUGAAAGAUAUUAAGGAAGCCCAAAAAAGACCUAUUCAUUCACAGUUAUCAUUGUACAAAGAAGCACAAGCCAUAAUACAAUUUUUAAUUUUUUUUUGUAAUCUACAUGAUUAUCAGAGUUGCUUCAUUUAUUUUAUAUUUGAUUUUAAAAACCAUUUAAGGGUACAGACACGUGUGGUGUAAAUGUUUUCCACAGCAGAAUUGUGUAGAAAAUCUUAGCACCAAAGUGGAUGAAAUUGAAAAUAAUCUGCAGCAGAAAUUUUAAAUCCCCAGCAUGUCGGUUUAUGCUGUGGUUUUUCGCCCUUUACAGUGCACAGGGAGAAAUCUGCAACAAAACCGAAGCAAAAUCCACAACUGUGUGAACUUUUUUCGCGGUGUGUAGAUGAGAUUUCAUAAAUCUCAAUCAUUUUGCUUCUACUGUAAAACGCUGCAGAUUUACCCCAUGCAAAUUCAGGGGCGGAAGAUUUGCAGCGUAUCCAUCCACUAUGGACAUACUGUAACGGAAUCAAAAUCCCAUUACCAGCAGUGCAAGACACAAAAUUGCCUUUCAUAUUUGCAUCAUAUAUGAUCAAGUAUUCUGAAUAUGAGAUUUUGUAAGUAAAAAAAUACAGGAUGUGUUUUUACUGCUACAGGAAAUCCGAGUAAAACUGUAGGAUGUACAGUUAUCUGGCAAUAAUUUAAAGUGUACCUAAACUUUUGAAUAUACUGUAUUUUCUGUACUAUAAGACAUACUUUUUAGCAAGAAAAAGUGCCUGCGUCUCACAGUCCGCAGUCAGGAUGAUCCAGCAGUGCCAGACCUCCCUGACUGCUUCUGCACUCAUACAGCGCUCUGCUGGAUCAGAGAGAGAGUUGUGCACACUUCUGUCUCCCUGCCGGACAUUGAUCUGUGGGAGAGGAGGCUAAACCAUGGGUUAGCAUGUGCAGCACAGUAAAGGACUGUGAAAGUAAAAAACAAAAACAAAAAAAAACUCUAAGCUGCAGUUACUGAGAUGAAACUGCAGCUUAAGGACCUUCUAUGAUGUCAUCGGUGGGCGGAGUGAGACAAAAUGCUGAAAAAACGAGUUUUUACUAAAGAUUUACCCUAUGUCUGUGUGUGUGACCGCAUGGACUAUGUUUGUGUGCGUGUAGCAGAAUUGUGUGUGUGUGCGCAUGUGUCAAAGAGUUAUAUUUUAUAAUUUUCUGUUGUCUAAACCUUGGAUGCAUCUUGUAGACUGGAAAAUACGGUACUUUAACUAUUCUAAAUGCCAUAAAAUUAAUAAUACACUUUUUAUUUUUCACAUUUUCCUUACGAAAUAGACAUGUGCCUAUAGCGCGUUGGAAUCUGUAUACUUGUACCAUAUACAGGCAGGAGCAAGCAUUGCUGUUCCUGUCAGCACCAACUCCGUUCUUCUCAAAGCUGGAACAGUGGUGUGUGCUCCUGCCCGUACAUCGCUCCCUGCGGCCCCACAGUGGAGUCCGUAGCACUUUUUACAGCCCUAUAGGCACAUGAAAGUAGAGUACCUUUUUGUAAGAAAAAUAAAAUGCAUUAUAAAUAUAAAUUUUAUGGCAUUAGAAUAGAUUUUGAAAAGUAUAUUCAAAAGGUACACUUUAACAUCAGCUCUUUAUCAUCAGUUUUAUGAAAUGUGAAAUUAUUUAUAAAUCUUACCACUUUAUCAUUUUAUAAUCUAUCUUUUCUAUGUGUAAUGCAUUUGAAUUAUGAAUUAGAUGUUGCAAAAUGAUCUCUGUAUCAUAGCAAAUUUUGCAUGUAUUAAAAGAAAAUACUUUUUGUAUGUGUUUUGUCUAUUGUAUAACAUUUAAUAAGUGGCAAAACUUAUUCUUGAAUUUUUAUUUUUUUUAAACUUUGUUAUAGCAUUUAACAUGUAUUUGGCCCAAUAUUUGGUAAAUUGUGAUAGAAACAAACCUAAAAUUUAAUUGGACAACCAUUUGUUUUAUACACAAUAAAGGUAAUUUACACAGAAGUAAAAGGUACUUGUAUGCAUCUUUAUUUGUGGAGAUUUUCCCCAUUGUCCUUUUGGGUUGGCAAUACUAC